This is a messenger RNA of Scophthalmus maximus (turbot), 1595 nucleotides long. Its product is annotated as diablo IAP-binding mitochondrial protein. Gene Ontology annotation, cellular component: mitochondrion. Gene Ontology annotation, biological process: intrinsic apoptotic signaling pathway in response to oxidative stress; neuron apoptotic process. The record is from RefSeq and is a predicted model, not a curated record. The transcript is spliced from 6 exons. NCBI's taxonomy places the organism in Eukaryota, Metazoa, Chordata, Actinopteri, Pleuronectiformes, Scophthalmidae. The coding region runs from base 368 to 1129 and encodes 253 amino acids.
UGUCAAACAACCAACAUAUCAGGUUCUGCACGUAUUUUCUGUCUCGGUGGGCUUUUGCAGAUAAAGCCAAAUACGCACAUAUGUAGCCAGAGUCAACAGAUCAAUGCCUAUUAUGCAAUGACAUGGUGCUGGGGCCUUACAAAUACCCCGCAGAUGACAGUGAGUAGUCGACCAGCAGACUGACAGCUUCCCCAGCAACUAGCAAACUAAUUUCUUUGAUUUUACAAAGACAAAAGUGAGUCGGCAGAAAGACUCACUUGAAAUCAGUUUUGAAAUUGAAAACGUACAGUCAGCGACUCAGUUUACAGAGCUUGCAUCAAGUACGUUCUUCAAGGGGCAGCAGAUCUGCGAUUCACUAAUCUGCAAAAUGCAAGUUGUUCGUCAGUGUUCAGCGUGUGCCAGUCGUGCUGCCGGAGGAUUCGUGCGAAAUCAGACAGACAUGUCGCUGCUGCGGAGCAGCAAGAGAGCCUGCGUCCGUGACCUCAGUUCUGAGAGUGCCUCUCUGAGCAGCACCAAGUCUGGAGUGGAGAACGCUGCACACAUGGCCUUCGCAUCUUUAAGUGUUCCCCGUGGGCUUUGUGUUGUACAGCCAGUGGAAAACCUUUCUCACGAGUCCCUGAUCAGAAGGGCAAUCUCUGUGGUGACGGACGGUUCCAGUACUUUCCUCUCCCAGAGCACCUUGGCUCUCGUCGAUGCCCUCACAGUCUAUUCAGAGGCUGUGCACACACGCUCUGCUCUCCAGAGACGGUAUUUGGCCUCAUUUGGAAAGCUGACCCCAGCAGAGGAGGACUCGUUCCAGCAGGCGAUCAAUGGCCUGCGUGCAGAGGCUAGCGACAGACUAGAUGAAUGCAAACGUUUUGAGUCAUCCUGGAUCAAUGCUGUCAACUUGUGCAAAAUGGCAGCUGAGGCUGCAUGUACCUCAGGAGCCGAGCAGGCCUCCAUCACGGUGAGGACAAACAUCCAAGUGGCCCAGUUGCAGGUGGAGGAGGCACAGAAACUGUCGGCGGAGGCAGAUAAGAAGUUGGCCGAGACUAAAGUAGAAGAGAUCCAAAGGAUGGCCGAAUACGCUUCCUCUCUAGACGAUAGUGAGGAGCACGAGGUGCACGAAGCUUAUUUAAGAGAGGACUAAGAGAAAUAGACCAACGGAAAAACAGAAAAAAAAGAAAUGAAUGCAUAUCAAAGUGUUAUUUCAUAUACAGAUUCAACUUAAAAAGCUUUAUGAGCUUUUUACGUUUCAUUUGUUUUCUCUCUUCAUGUUGAGCCUGUAAGCUGUUUACAUGUGAUACAAAGAAAAUGUAAGUAUGAGAGAGGGAAAACUUAAAAAAUGAACCAUAAUUCUUUACAUUGCAUGAAUCAUUAUUUAAGACUAUUUAUUUGAUUAGUGAAUGUCAGCUGUUUUCUUUUAGCUUUUGGAAAAUUAUUUUCAAAUCUUCAGUUUGUGAUCUGUGGCAGUGAGGUUUAUCCAAUAUACUGCAUUUUGUAUGUUUUAUUGUGACAAAGACAGUUUUUUAUAUAGAAAUGAUGUUUGUAUCAUUGUCGUCUCACUGUUCACGUGAUAGUGAAUAAUACAAUAAAGCUAUAUCUAUUUAAAUUGA